AUGGUCCGAGCCGUCCUCUCUGCCGCAAUUGCGGCUGCAGCGUUUGCAGGCUUCGCCAACGCAGAUGGUGCCAAAUGCACAAAGGAUAGCCACUGUCCAAAAGAAACGCCCUGCUGCUCGCUCUAUGGCGAUUGCGGUGUCGGUGCUUUCUGCCUCGGUGGAUGCGACCCGCUCAUGUCGAAUAGCUUUGACUCUUGCGUCCCCGGCCCUGUAUGCAAAUCCGGAACCUACUCGCUCGACAACCUCGACGACGUUCAAUCCAUUGACAAUUACCUCGGCGAUGCCUCCAAGAUCAACUGGCAGUCGCAAGGCGACCCUAUUUCAUACACCGAUCCUGCCUCGGGCGAGAAGUCGACGCUCUUGACCAUGGCCCAAGGAUCGACUGGAACACUGUUGGCAUCUACCCACUAUGUCUGGUACGGCAAGAUCUGCUCCACGGUCAGCAGUGCACAGGGCAAGGGUGUCGUCACUGCCUUCAUUCUCAUGUCGGACGUCAAAGACGAAAUCGACUUUGAAUGGGUUGGUGCCGACAUCAACAACGUCCAAUCAAACUACUACUCCCAGGGCGUGACAGUCUACACCAACGGAAGGAACCUGACAGUCCCCAAUGGCAAUGCAGUCGAAAAAGAGCACAAAUACUGUAUCGACUGGACAGAAGACACACUCACUUGGUCCAUUGAUGACGAGGAAUUGCGCAAGCUCCAACGCAGCGAUACAUGGAACAGCACUGCGGGCCGAUUCGACUACCCGCAAACCCCUGCUCGCGUCAUGCUCUCCCUCUGGCCCGCCGGUCUCCCCACCAAUGCCCAAGGUACUAUUGACUGGGCAGGUGGUGAGAUUGACUGGAACAGCCCAUACAUGGUCAACGGUUACUACGCGGCCCGCUUCUCCCAAGUCACAAUCGAGUGCUACGACCCCCCGCCACAGGCGCAGAUCAAGGGACAGAAGACGUACAAGUACACGGACGAGGCCGGAACCAACAAUACGGUUGCCAUCACCGAUGACGUGGUUAUCCUGGGCUCCCUCAUGGGUACUGGCGAGGAUCCCGGCGAGGCGGUACAGAGCGGGAGCCCCAAACCAUCAGCAUCCGUGGCUAUGGUACCCGGUGGCAACCCUGGAGGCGGCGCGGGACACGACGCCGGUGAGACGGUUGGCCCAACUGCAUCGGGUGCCAACGCGCAGCCUACGGACGCGGCGUCGGGAGGCAGUGGCGGAAGCACAUCUGGAGGCACCUUUGUCCAGGGUGGAAGUAGCACUGGUUCUACGGGCGCUGCGACAACCGUUCAACCGGCUCUCUCUCGUAUGAGCGGCUCCGUGUGCGCCAUUGUCAUUGCCGUUUUGGGACUUUUGGUCUUGUAA
This is a messenger RNA of Bipolaris maydis ATCC 48331, 1359 nucleotides long. RefSeq names its product glycoside hydrolase. Gene Ontology annotation, biological process: carbohydrate metabolic process. The record is from RefSeq and is a predicted model, not a curated record. NCBI's taxonomy places the organism in Eukaryota, Fungi, Ascomycota, Dothideomycetes, Pleosporales, Pleosporaceae. Gene Ontology annotation, molecular function: hydrolase activity, hydrolyzing O-glycosyl compounds.